This is a messenger RNA of Aspergillus fumigatus Af293, 1164 nucleotides long. The record is from RefSeq and is a predicted model, not a curated record. Lineage: Eukaryota; Fungi; Ascomycota; Eurotiomycetes; Eurotiales; Aspergillaceae.
AUGUCUGAUCCUCUUGGCCUCAUCUCCAGCAAGUGCUUCCAUCGCCGCGUCAUUCUGGACACAGCAUAUGGCCCCCUCACCAUCUCAUUCGCCGACAUCGGCGGCACCACGGGCCCCGCGCUGCUCUUCCUGCCGGGUAUGUUUGCCUCGCGCUAUCUCAGUAUCCCCAUGCACGUAAUCGCGGAGCGCGCCGGAGUGCGCCUGCUCGUGGUCGACCGGCCGGGGAUGGGCGCGUCGACCAAUGUCCCACUCGCCCAGCGCAUCGCCAUCUGGGUCGAUAUGCUGCCACGCCUGCUGGCGCAUCUGGGUAUUCCGCGCGUCAAUCUCGUGUCGCACAGUGCUGGAACCAUUUACCUGCUCAAUACGUGGGCGCAAUGCCGUGAGCUUGUGGGCCCUGUCGUUGCUUUCUUAGGUAAUUUCCACCCCUACCCCUCUCUCUUUUUUUGUUUGUUUCUUGGUUGGAAGACGAGGCAAAGAAACAAGACGCAGAAAAGAAGACGUAUAACUCAGUACUCUGUUAUAGCGCCGUGGGUGGAUCUCGCACACUCCCGCGUUACAGUAAUGCAAAUGGCCCAGUACGUGCCUACCAAGGCAUUCGCGAUGUGGCACCUCAUCCCGCACUUCGUCGUAACGCAGGCGAGCCCCGUGUUGGCGUCAAGCGGGGCUGUGGUCCGCCGGCUGUCAUCACAGAGCAGCGAGGCGGCGGAUCGCUCGUUCCUCGAUGCCAAUUGGCGGCGAGUCGAGCGUGAUUACGGCGUGCCGCACGCUGAACAGGCGGAACUCGCGCGUCUCGCCUUCCGGUUUAUGUAUGAAGAGGACACCGUUGGGGCGAAUAGCGAGGCCUUGCAGUGUCUUCGGAAGGGCGACGGUAGCAGCUGGGGCGCCUGCUCGGACUACGCUCACUGUGUGCAGGCACUGGCAGCCGGCGAACGGUCGACAGGUGGCCGAGUUAGUGUCCGGACAUAUUUUGCUGCCAAGGAUGCCUUGGUGGGCAGCGGGGGGCAAAAGUACUUUGAGGAGUGCUGGCGAGCACCGGGGCUGGAAGGCAUUGACUAUAUCUCCACGACGAUCGACGGAACAGACCACGACACUCUGGUGCAGUCAGUGGAGGUAUGGGAGGAGAUAUUCUCUUCGGUACCGCAAAUGACUUUGUAUGACCGGUAA